AACACACAGAGCGGACGGUUGGUGUGGAGAUCUCAUCCUCCUCCACCUCAUCAUCACAGCUGAAGAUGGCGGACCCGGCCGAGUGCACCAUCAAAGUCAUGUGCCGUUUUCGGCCUUUAAACAGCUCGGAGGUGAUGAGAGGGGAUAAAUAUAUUCCCAAAUUUCAAGGAGAUGAUAAUGUGGUCAUCGGGGGUAAGCCGUAUGCGUUUGACCGCGUGUUUCAGUCUAACACUACUCAGGAGCAGGUUUACAACGCUUGUGCUCAGAAGAUUGUUAAAGAUGUGCUUGAGGGUUAUAACGGUACAAUAUUUGCUUAUGGACAAACCUCCUCUGGAAAAACACACACUAUGGAGGGCAACUUGCAUGAUACGGACGGCAUGGGCAUCAUUCCACGGAUCGUCCAGGAUAUAUUCAACUACAUUUACUCCAUGGACGAAAACCUGGAAUUUCAUAUCAAGGUUUCCUAUUUUGAGAUUUACUUGGACAAAAUUAGGGACCUGCUUGAUGUAUCUAAGACCAAUCUGUCUGUACAUGAAGACAAGAAUAGAGUUCCCUAUGUGAAGGGUUGUACAGAACGGUUUGUGUGUAGCCCUGAGGAAGUCAUGGACACCAUAGAUGAAGGCAAAUCCAACAGACAUGUGGCCGUCACUAAUAUGAAUGAGCACAGCUCCAGGAGUCACAGCAUCUUCUUGAUAAACGUCAAGCAAGAGAACACACAGACCGAGCAGAAACUGAGUGGGAAACUCUACCUGGUGGAUUUAGCAGGAAGUGAGAAGGUCAGUAAAACUGGAGCAGAGGGCUCCGUGUUGGAUGAAGCCAAAAACAUUAAUAAAUCUCUGUCCGCUCUGGGCAACGUCAUCUCUGGCCUGGCUGAAGGAUCGACAUAUGUUCCAUACAGAGACAGUAAGAUGACAAGGAUCUUGCAGGAUUCUUUGGGUGGAAACUGCAGAACUACUAUAGUGAUCUGCUGCUCUCCUUCCUCGUAUAAUGAGGCCGAGACCAAAACCACACUCAUGUUUGGACAGAGAGCGAAGACCAUUAAGAACACAGUGUGUGUGAAUGUGGAGCUGACAGCAGAACAGUGGAAGAAGAAAUAUGAGAAGGAGAAAGAGAAGAACAAGACUCUGAGGAACACCAUCACCUGGCUGGAGAAUGAACUCAACCGCUGGAGGAAUGGAGAAAGUGUACCCAUUGAGGAGCAGUAUGAUAAAGAGAAGGCAAAUGCAGAUGUUCUGGCUCUAGAUAAUGUGGUGAAUAAUGAUAAAUUCACCUCGUCUCCCAGCAUGCCCGUUCUUAAACUCACUGACGCUGAGCGUGAGAAAUGUGAGUCUGAACUGGCAAAACUCUACAAACAGCUGGAUGACAAGGAUGAUGAAAUUAAUCAGCAGUCUCAGCUGGCUGAGAAACUCAAGCAGCAGAUGUUGGAUCAGGAGGAGCUGCUGGCCUCGACGCGAAGGGACCAUGAUAACCUGCAGGCGGAGCUGACACGUCUGCAGAUGGAGAAUGAGGCAUCUAAAGAGGAGGUGAAGGAGGUGCUGCAGGCCCUGGAGGAGCUCGCCGUCAACUACGAUCAGAAGAGUCAAGAAGUGGAGGACAAGACCAAGGAGUUUGAGACCUUGAGUGAAGAGCUUAAUCAGAAAUCUAGCAUUCUUGCAUCAAUCGACUCUGAGCUACAGAAGUUGAAGGAAAUGACCAACCAUCAGAAGAAGAGAGUGACUGAGAUGAUGUCAUCACUGCUGAAAGACCUGGCAGAGAUUGGUAUCGCCGUGGGCAGCAAUGACAUCAAGCAUGAGGGUGGAGGUCUCAUUGAUGAGGAGUUCACUGUAGCUCGUCUUUACAUCAGUAAAAUGAAGUCAGAGGUGAAGACUCUGGUGAAGCGCAGCAAGCAGCUGGAGAGCACUCAGGCCGAAGGCAAUAAGAAAAUGGAUGAGAAUGAGAAAGAGCUUGCAGCCUGUCAGCUCCGUAUCUCUCAGUAUGAGGCAAAGAUCAAGUCUCUGACCGAGUAUCUACAGAACGUAGAACAGAAGAAGAGACAGCUAGAGGAGAAUGUUGAUUCUCUCAAUGAGGAACUGGUCAAAAUCAGCGCCCAGGAGAAAGUUCAUGCCAUGGAGAAGGAGAAUGAGAUGCAAUCAGCUAAUGAAGUUAAGGCUGCAGUUGAGGAACAGAUCCAGAACCACAGAGAAGCUCAUCAGAAACAACUUAGCAGCCUGAGAGAUGAGCUGGAGAUCAAGGAGAAGCUCAUUACUGAGUUACAAGAUCUGAAUCAGAAGAUCAUGUUGGAGCAGGAGCGUUUGAAGGUUGAACAUGAGAAACUCAAAUCUACUGAUCAGGAGAAGAGCCGCAAACUGCAUGAGCUCACGGUGAUGCAGGACAGAAGAGAGCAGGCCAGACAGGAUCUCAAAGGCCUGGAGGAGACAGUGGUAAAUCACACAUUCAGUCUGUGUCUGAAACGAUACUUUACAUACGGUGUACGUGUUCACUCAAUCAUCUCUCUUUCCUCUCUUCAGGCCAAAGAGCUACAAACUCUUCAUAACCUGAGGAAACUGUUUGUCCAGGAUCUUGCCACACGGGUCAAGAAGAGUGCUGAGAUGGACUCUGAUGACACCGGCGGUAGUGCGGCACAGAAACAGAAGAUCUCAUUCCUUGAGAACAACCUUGAACAACUCACUAAAGUGCACAAGCAGCUGGUGCGUGAUAACGCUGACCUGCGCUGUGAGCUGCCCAAGCUGGAGAAGCGUCUGCGGGCAACGGCAGAGCGUGUGAAGGCUCUGGAGUCUGCACUCAAAGAGGCCAAAGAGAAUGCAGCGCGCGAUCGCAAACGCUACCAGCAGGAGGUGGACCGCAUCAAAGAGGCAGUCAGAGCCAAGAACAUGGCCCGCAGAGGACACUCCGCACAAAUCGCCAAGCCAAUCAGACCAGGUCAGCCCCCUGUCACCUCUCCCACCCACCCCAAUGUCAACCGCUCAGGGGCGGGCCUGUUCCAGAAAAACUAAUCAGUGGACAUGUGGUGGAGACGGAGUCAAACAGAAAACAAAAACUGCUGAAUGCUGAAUUUAACACCAGUUGCCCCAGCUGAAGCUGAUAUCAUCCCAAAAAGCUGAACAGGCAUUCCACAGCACGAGAGUGUUCAAUAAUAUACAUACAAAAAUUAAAAUUAGUAUAUAUGUGUAUGAAAUGUGAAAUACCAUCCCUGUCUGGGCUGUACAAUUGUUCCUCCAUUCUUAUCUCACAUAUCUUCCCUUUAAAAAUACAAAGAAAACAAAAAAAACAGGCUUUUUGCACCAGUGGGCACGUGUGUAACUAGCGAGUAUCUUUCACUCUUGGACAGUAGAUUUUGCUCACAUAAUGCUUUCCACAUCCCUCACUGUGCCAAGUUGAAUGUAUUUCACAUUUACAAAAGAAAAAAAAAAAAGGCAGAAAUGAAUGAAAAACUAUUAAAAGGAACAAACAAAAGGAGAAAAAUCAAUUAGCUGCAUUUUUUUUAGCCUUUUUUUGUUUAGUUUUUUUUGUUUAGAGAGUUAGCUUGUUCUCUUUUUAAAGGCUGAUUCAUACUUCUGCUUCGAAAUGCUGAUAUCUUUUGUCAUGUUGCUGGUUUAACUUCCCGAUUGAGACAAUUCCUUUAAUGGUCCCAAGUCCAAAUACAAUGUGAUUGUGCAUUGCAUUUUAUUUUAAUAUCUAUGCAUCAUGUUACAUUUUUGAAGCGAUGCACAUCAGGCUACGGUGUAGGCUAUGCCUUAGCUACGCGUAGCCUACACCAAAGGUUUGAUGCAGAAGUAUAAACCGGCCUUAAGUAGUUUCAUUGAAAAUUUCACCUAUAUAAGUUAAACACAGCAAUUAAACUUUAUAGGAACCAUUUAACUUGUUUUUAUAAGAAUAAUGGACAUAAUGAAAAGAAUAUAACCUAUGGUGAAAUGGUAGUCUGAAAAUAGAUAGUAAAAUGCAGUUCCAUUAAAGGAGAAAGACUGCUUAAUGCAGACACAGCUGAGCUACAGGUGUAUUUAAAGCAUACUAGGAACACAAUGAAUCAUUGUUACAUCUUGAGUCCUAGCUAGGUUAAAAAUCAACAAUAAUACUAAUAUAAUGUUCAUUUUAAUAUUUAUCAUCAGCCAUAUUGCUGCUGCUCUGUAGUUUCCCAAAAUAACUACAAAACAUUAUUAAUCAUAUCUGUGGAUUUUCCUCAUAGUUCUAUCUAAAAUAUAUGCCUAGACAAGAUUGUAAUUGCAUUGUCUGUUUAGAAAUAUGCAGUUUUUUGAUUAUGUAUUUAGGCCAGGGGAAAGGAAUCGGUUACCCAAAAAUGAACAUUUUGUCAUUUACUCGUGUUCCAAAUGAUUUUCGCUCUUCCGUGGAACACAAAUGAGAUGUUUUGCAGAAUGCCUAUGCUGCUGUUUUUAAUUCAAAGACAAUAAAUUGGAAUGGACGCUGUCAAGCUAAAACAAAAAGACAAAAAACUACAUUAACGAGUCGCUACUUGCGAAAAAUCCUCCUUUUUCUGUAGCUCUCAAAUCUCAUUUGCACUUGCGUACAAAUAUGGUGCAUAAGGAAACAUUGCACCAGGCUUGACAUCAGUGACGCUGAAUUGCAAUGCACAAUUUUAUUUGUAGAAGCUUAAAUUUGAAUUUUUGGCUUUCCUUUAAGGGAGUUAAGAGCUUUUUAAAUGUGGGAAUGAUCUCGUCCUCAUCGAUGCCUUCUCAGAGCAAUAUGGGAUUGUAAUUUCCUAAUUUGUUUUGCAUUGGACUUGAACAUUAUUUUCUGUUUUUGCGGGAGUGAGGUUUGUGCAGUGGUCAAACAGCCAUUGAAGUCACUAUAUACAUUCACUCCUGUUUUUUUUUUUUACCCUUUAUUUUUCAUUGACCAUUUUGUCCAGUUUAGGGUCCAUGCUUUAAAGAAGUGGGGAUCGUGCACUUCAGCGAUUCGACCUGUAAGGUGCAAACAAUCCACAGGAAACCACACAGCAUUUAGUUGUGGCUCAUACAACCAAAAAUUGUCAGGCAAUCAACCGUGGAUUUUCGUCUGCCAUGAUAUGGUUGACUGGUUGAUUGUGUUUGCUCAUGGAGACCUGCUUAGUGGUUUCAAUGCUUUUUAUUCAACAUUACUGCCUUUUUUGAGUAUUGUUAAUAGGUGGGGCCUUUUAAACAGUGGGCGGGGCUUAUUUAAUCAUUUUAGUAAAUAAUUAGUUUAUUUUGUAUUUUGUUUUUGUAUUUUAUUUAUUUGUUUUUUGUUGGUUGGGAAUUUUGCUGUUCAUUUUUUGCUUUCGUUGUUUUUUUAAGUAAACUAUUCUCAUGUUUUUCUUAUAAGAAGUGAUUGAUUGAGAUGUAGAUUCCAAUGCACUUGGUUUCCAUUUAGCUUUUUUUGUUGUUUUUUCCAAUUGGAUCUGAAUCCUACUAGGUGUCGUGUAAAUCACUGUGGUACUGUAGGGAGGAAUAUUGAAGAUUUUGGAGUUUUAGGACCUUAUGUGUGCAAUAUAAAUCUGGCGUAGUGCAAGUUUUGCAGUACUGAAGAAAACGUGAUAGUAGAGGUAAUAAAAAUCACACUCAACAGUCCUCCAAUAUUAUGUUUCUGUUUUAGCAGUUUUGUCUUGUUCACAAUUUAAUCUUUCAAAAGCACUUUAAAACGUACCAUCUCAAUUGAAAACCGCACUUAUUAUAAUAUGGAAAUGUGCAUCUCAAGCAUCAAAGUUUUAUUUUGAAUUAUUGUUAGCAUUGUAGAGGAAAUCAUGUGUUUUUAAGAUUGUCAUUGUUAUUAUGUUUUGUCUUUUUCUUUGCCUUGAAUUUGCAUUUUUAACUGUUACUGGGGAAAACACUCAGUUUAAGGCUCUGAGUUGAUGUAAUGGUAAUGAGGUGAUCAGAUGUGUGUACAGUUGGUUCUUAAAAAUGUGUAGACUGAAUUGCUGUGUAUACUUCCUUUAGUUGCUCACCGUAGGCCAAGUUUUCACCCCUUGACAUGAAACUCUAAUAAAUUAUAGGGUAA
Molecule: messenger RNA, 5967 nt
Organism: Xyrauchen texanus (razorback sucker)
Lineage: Eukaryota; Metazoa; Chordata; Actinopteri; Cypriniformes; Catostomidae
Product: kinesin-1 heavy chain
Exons: 25
Coding region: 66-2993 (975 amino acids)
Biological process (GO): microtubule-based movement
Molecular function (GO): ATP binding; microtubule motor activity; microtubule binding
Source: RefSeq, a predicted model, not a curated record